Eruca vesicaria subsp. sativa (arugula) is the source of this 1893-nucleotide messenger RNA. NCBI's taxonomy places the organism in Eukaryota, Viridiplantae, Streptophyta, Magnoliopsida, Brassicales, Brassicaceae. The record is from the annotation of a GenBank genome assembly.
AUGGCUGGAUUGUCUACGGCUUCCGCCGUUGAGGCAAUUUUGGACAAAGAUGGGUUCACAUUAGAGGAUCUUCUUGACGAGGAUGAACUCAUUCAAGAAUGUAAAUCCCUUAAUGGCCGACUCUUAAAUUUCUUGAGAGAAAGAGUGCAAGUGGAGCAACUGAUUAGGUACAUAAUUGAGGAGCCUCCCGAGGAUGUGGAAAAGAAGCGAACUUUCAAGUUUCCUUUCAUUGCCUGUGAAAUUUUCACAUGUGAGAUUGAAAUGAUACUGAAAACACUAGUCGAGGAUGAGGAGGUUGUAGAGUUUAUUUCAGUCUUACUCACAGUCGGUAGUGAAGCAGCAGAGAAGGAAAUAAUUCGACUUGGAGCUGUGAAAAGAGUGUUGGACUUGUUCUUCGAGUAUCCCUACAAUAACUUCUUGCAUCACCACGUGGAGAAUGUAGUUCUCUCAUGUUUGGAGAGCAAAAACUCUCAGCUUCUUGACCAUCUUCUUAAUGAGUGCAAUCUUAUUGGGAGUAUACUGGAGGCGGAAAAAAACUCCGUACUAACUGCUUCUGAUUCUGAUAAGCUUCAGCCUACAGUCCCUGCGGAGGGUAGAACGCCAGUCAGGAUUGGAAACAUUGGUCACUUGACUCGUAUAUCAAACAAACUUCUUCAACUAGCUAAUAGCAACGCAGAAAUUCAGUCACAUUUGCAGGAAAAUAGCAAAUGGGUGGACUGGCAGACAGAUGUCCUGUCAAAGCGUAAUACACUCGAAAAUGUCUACUCUUGGGCAUGCGGGAGGCCAAGUUCACUCCAUGAUCGUAAUAGAGAUAGUGAUGAUGAUGAUUACCACGAUAGAGACUAUGAUGUAGCAGCCUUAGCAAACAACUUGAGCCAGGCCUUUAGAUAUGGCAUGUACAACAAUGAUGACAUGGAGGAGGUAAUGUUUUCGUCGCCUCUUAUGAAGUCUAUGUUGCAGGAUGUUUACUUUGAUGACGAAUCUGCAGAAGUCGUCAUAUCUUCAUUGCGCCUUGGAGAUGAACAGGAGAGCGGUUCUCUCUUCACAAAUUCAAACUGGUUUGCUUUCGAUGAUGAAAAAGCUGCGGAUGAAUGCUCAAUGGCUUCCCCUCCACCCAAUGAUGAUGAAGAUGAUGAUGAUGAUGCUGUCAUAGGUGAAGCCGAUGAUGACUUCAAGGACACUGCAGACUCCCCACCUGUUGAUAUGGAAACAGAGGAUUCUACAUCAAAGAAUCCUUCUGAAAACCAGAGUGAACCAGAAGCCGAAAAAUCAGCCGGUUGGGUCGAAUGGAGAGAGACCUCCGAGUCCACUGCGCCUUCUUCAAACCCAGAUGAAGCCACCACAUUGCCCAAUGGUGGGGUUCAAAUGGAUGAUGGUGAUGAUACUGAUAAACAAAUUGCAGAGGAUUCGCCAACAGGUGCAAGUGGCGAUGAAACCACAGAGAAGUCACCAGAUGCAGCAAGUGGGGCUGAAAUAGCCGAGAAGUUGAAAGAUUCUAGUCCUGAUGCGUCAGGACUAGUUGCUGAGUCGCAUGAGAAUGCUCAAAGCUCUGAACCUGCAAAUUCGCAGGAAACGGAGAAGAGCCAGGAAGCAGAUGUUGCUGCAGAAACCGAAGAGCCUGUGAAGGAAGUAUGAGUUUUACUUAAAACCGGACUACGUAAAACAAAUUCCUGCAGAUGCUUAUAGUUUUGGAUUCUUUCUUUAUUUUUUGUUCUAUCAUCUCCAAAUCCAGUCCAACACUAUUGUCGACCAAAUUUGUCACUAGCCUAUCAUUUUUAUAUAUAGUUUUUUUUUUUAACCUCAUAAGUAGUAUGUUAUAAAAGUUGUUGCUCUUAAGCCGCAGAUAAUAAUUCAUGGUAAAACAAUCAGAUGUUAAUCUCAUGUCUCCUGCAU